AUGAAAAAAAUCUAUUUUUUUUUUUGUUGUUUUUUUUUUAAUCACACACGACGUUAAAUAGAUGGUUUGUAGUGUUUAUUUGUCCAUCUACAGGCUAAAUGUUGAAGUACAAGAUGGAAAAUUGUGUGCUGUUUACAAACAGGUUACACUACGGUGUCAUUUUCAUUCCUAUGUAUAUAUAUAUAUAUAUAAAAAUUAGGUUUUUGGUCGGGUUUUAUGAUCAUGGGUUGCCAGACUGCUGGCUUUUCCCUCAGGUUGUUUACUCGUUUAAUUCCGCUCAAAUCACUAUACCUGGCAUAUUUUAACAUGACAGAACAAUUACAACAAACAGAAUUGACUAACAUUUAAUUUAAGUUGGUUAAAAAAAACAGGUCUACUCGGUAAGAAAUUAGGUUAAAACCAUGCCAAUCUGGCAACCCGAUCUAUGCGUGAGAAUACGUUUUUUGUUUUUUUUUGGUCUCUUUGCAAUGGAACGUUAGCGGCGCGCGCGUGGGAGGGGCGUGACUCGUGAUCAUUACUAUUCAGAGCGCAGUCGAGUCUGAUUGGUCGACGACGAGUUCGAAAGUGCGGACAGUCCCCGCCCACAGUUCGCCUGACUGUCUGGUAUAAAUUGAGGAAAGCGGCGGUGUAGGAGUUCAGUGAGGCUUUUGUGUUGUUUUGGGUUCGUGCCCACGCUGGAAAACUACCGCGACAGUCAUGACCAUCCAAACGGAGACGAGCGUGAGCGCUCCGGCGAUGACCUACUCUAAAACAAGGGGACUGGUGGCUAAUCUCAGCGCUUUUAUGAAACAGAGGAAAAUGGGACUGAAUGAUUUUAUUCAGAAACUGGCGACCAGCUCCUACGCCUGCAAGCACCCAGAGGUAGACUCCAUCCUGACCUUGACACCACCGCAAGAUCCCGAGCUAAUGACGAGCAACCCUUCUCCUCCUCCCAGUCCGUCUCAGCAGAUAAACCUGGGGCCUUCGUCCAACCCGACUGCUAAGCCGUCCGACUUCAACUUCCUGAAGGUUAUCGGAAAAGGCAGCUUCGGAAAAGUUCUUCUGGCUCGCCAUCACGGCGAUGACAAAUUCUACGCGGUUAAAGUGCUACAGAAGAAAGCCAUCCUGAAGAAGAAAGAGGAGAAACACAUCAUGUCCGAGCGGAACGUGUUACUGAAAAACGUGAAGCACCCGUUCCUCGUGGGCCUGCAUUACUCCUUCCAAACUGCCGACAAACUGUACUUUGUGCUGGACUACAUCAAUGGUGGAGAGCUGUUCUAUCACCUUCAGAGGGAACGGUGCUUUCUGGAACCCCGUGCCCGUUUCUACGCUGCUGAAAUCGCCAGCGCCCUGGGCUACUUGCACUCCCUGAACAUCGUCUACAGGGACCUGAAGCCCGAAAACAUCCUCCUGGACUCGCAAGGACACAUCAUCCUAACAGACUUCGGCUUGUGCAAGGAGAACAUAGAGCCUAACGGAACCACGUCCACGUUCUGUGGGACGCCGGAGUAUUUGGCUCCGGAGGUGUUGCAUAAGCAGCCGUAUGACCGGACAGUGGACUGGUGGUGUUUGGGCGCCGUGCUCUAUGAAAUGCUGUAUGGCUUGCCUCCAUUUUAUAGCCGCAACACAGCGGAGAUGUACGACAACAUCCUGAACAAGCCUCUGCAGCUGAAGCCCAACAUUUCCAACGCUGCCCGCCAUCUGCUGGAGGGUCUUCUGCAGAAGGACCGUACCAAGAGGCUAGGCUGCACAGAUGACUUUAAUGAGAUCAAGAACCACAUGUUCUUCUCCCCUAUUAACUGGGACGAUCUGAAUGCUAAGAAGCUCACCCCUCCCUUCAACCCCAACGUGACUGGCCCCAACGACCUGCGGCACUUCGACCCAGAGUUUACAGACGAGCCAGUGCCGAGCUCCAUCGGCUGCUCCCCAGACAGCGCUCUGGUGACGGCCAGCAUCAGCGACGCGGCCGAGGCCUUUCUGGGCUUCUCCUACGCUCCUACUAUGGACUCGUACUUGUAGCCCGUCACCAUGGAGACACCAUCCCAUAGACUCUGAAACCGUAGCUCAUUACCAUGGAAAUGCCGUCCCAUGGAGUCCCACCUGUAGUGCAUCACUAUGAGAAUGAAGCCAGCCCCAUUGCCCCGCCCCUGGAUUGGGGGCCCCUGUUUGCACAUGGCCUUAGGCAGCUCCAUAGGCCUUGGUUUAAAGGCCUUAAUCGUACACAUGAGAGAAUUGACUUUCUUUCAUCAUCAUUGUCGUCUUGUCUGUCUAUGCAGAGCAUGGUUACUUCACCGCUUACAUACGCCCUGGUCAGACCGUUCUGAAUGGACAGAGAGAGAGAAAGAAAAUGUGCAGGAGUGCUAAUGGACUUUAUUUUCAAGUUUGUUCGUUUUUUUUUUUUUUUUCCCACCCACAAAUUCGAGGGUAUUGCUGUUGUCAGAAUGUGAAUGCUCUGUUUCCAGAGGACUGUGUGUAUAUGUGCCUUCAUCUUCCCUCUCCCUCAUGAGUCCUCUGGGUUAUAUGACCACAAUCUGUCACCAAUUGCAUGACCUCAGGUUUGGUUGCACAAUUAGCCUAUGAUUUAAGCAUCACACUUUCCUUUUUUUAAUUUUUUUAUUUUUUUUAUUUUCAUCACCCGGCCAUUUUUUUAUUCCCCUUGAUUGAGUGGGCCGACGCUGGAGGAGAUCUGCUGCUAUGUAUGCGUGUAGAUAGACGCCUGGACCGACCAAUCAGACGCCUUCAUCUCACCUUUAGUCUUCCAGCCUCCUUUUUGUGAUGUAACAAAGCCGCUCAGAAAAACAAAAGCAUUCCGUCUGUGUCCGCUCAUCACAUUCCUCUCGAUAUGACUGACUGUGUACUGCUAUUUAAGUUUGUUUGUAUAUUUUGAGUCUGUGUAUUAGUUUUAAUAUAUAUGGAACAAAGCAACUAAGGAUAUGCUUACAUGUAAUGAUAACUGUUAAACAUGUACUGUAAAAUUGUAAAAUGUUUGAUUUAUGUGACUGUUCGGUUUGCAAUAAAACAAUAUUGUUAUUUUCCCCAAA
Molecule: messenger RNA, 3020 nt
Organism: Ictalurus furcatus (blue catfish)
Lineage: Eukaryota; Metazoa; Chordata; Actinopteri; Siluriformes; Ictaluridae
Gene: sgk1
Product: serum/glucocorticoid regulated kinase 1
Exons: 10
Coding region: 697-1998 (433 amino acids)
Biological process (GO): protein phosphorylation
Molecular function (GO): ATP binding; protein serine/threonine kinase activity
Source: RefSeq, a predicted model, not a curated record